This is a messenger RNA of Rotaria sp. Silwood1, 1143 nucleotides long. The record is from the annotation of a GenBank genome assembly. Lineage: Eukaryota; Metazoa; Rotifera; Eurotatoria; Philodinida; Philodinidae.
AUGUCACAUACUCUUGAAUAUGAAUAUGAAAAUGAAUUAUCUAUUGAUUCCGAAUUGAUUUGUGCUGCUUGUUUAAAUCCAUUCAUUAAACCAACAUCAACAUUAUGUGGACAUAUAUUUUGUCUUUAUUGUAUUAAAUUAUGGUUAGAAAAAGAUUUAUCAUGUCCAAUCUGUCGUAAGGUAUUAAUCAAAAACAAUUUAAAACUUGUAACUGAUCAAAGUCUUCUUAAAAAACUUGAUCAACUUCAAGUUCAAUGUACAUUAUGUCAUCAAGCACAUAUAAAACGAAAACGUUUUGAUUAUCAUAUAGAUAAUCAAUGUCCAAAAAUAAUUGUAUCAUGUUCAGCUGCUGAUAUUAAAUGUUCAUGGAAAGGACAACGAAUAGAUUUACAAUCUCAUGAAAUGAAUUGCAGUUAUUGUUUAAAUCCAAAACUAGCCAUUCAUCAAGUUCCAAAGAAUAAAAUAACAUCAAAAUUUACAAAUUCGCAUAAUUUAAAAAUUGAAAAUUUAAUUAACCAAUAUACACUGUAUUCUAAAAUCUCAUUAAAUAAUCAAUAUCUAAAUGAUAAUGAUAUUUCAGUAGUUAUUAGUUUGGCAAUUAUAAAUAAAAAAUGUAAAAUUCUUGAUUUGGGACAUAAUCAAAUUGUUUCUCAAGGUAUUAUACAACUUGCUGAAAGUUUAACAAAUAAUACAACAUUAAAAAUGCUUUCUCUUCAUCAAAAUUCUCUAUCAGAAAUUGGUAUUCAAUAUCUUUCAACAAAACUUUCAUUAAAUAAUUCAGCUCUUAAAUGGCUUGAUCUUGAAUCAACUGAUUUAAAUGAUAAUUGUGCAGAAUAUUUGGCUAUCAUGCUCAAAACAAAUAAAUCCAUUACUGGUUUAUGGUUAUCAAAUAAUCGAAUAGGUUAUCAUGGUGUGGAAAUGUUAGCUUUGGCACUUACUUAUUAUAAUACAACUCUUAAACAUUUAGAUUUGGAAAAUAAUCAAGGAAUAAAUGAUUCAUGCUUGAAUUAUCUUAUAGAUAUGCUUGCACAAAAUCGAUCAUUAAAAGAAGUUUAUUUAAAUGAUUGUCAAUUGUCAAUGUCAAGUAAAACAAAACUUCAAACUACAGCUGAUAAGAAACAAAAUUUUCAUCUGUUUCUUUGA